AUGACGCCGUUCGAGCCGCUCCGCGUCGGGGCGGUGAACUACCUGAACUCGAAGCCGCUGAUCCAUCGCUUCGAGGAGCACGCCCGCCGGCUAGCCGAGUCGGAGGCGGCGCUGCGUGGCGUGCGGCUCUUGAAAGACCUGCCGAGCCGGCUCGCCGAUUCGCUCACGGCGGCGCGGCUCGACGCGGCCCUGGUGCCGGCGUUCGAGGCGCUGGCGGCGCCCGACUGGCGGAUUGUUUCGGACGCCUGCGUCGCGGCCGACGGGCCGGUGAGCAGCGUGAAGGUCUACUUCCGUCGCCCGCCCGCCGAGGUGAGGACGCUCGCGCUCGACGAAGGGUCGCGGACGAGCGCGGCGCUAAGUCGCCUCUUGCUCUUGCGUCGUGUCGGCGUCGAGCCGCAGCGCUCGCGUUUGCCGAUCGGCGCCGGGCUUGGCGAUUCCGACGCGGACGCGGUGCUCCUCAUUGGCGACCGCGCGAUGCACACGCCGGCUGCUGAGUUGCGAGAGCAGUUCGUUGCCGAAUGGGACCUCGCCGAAGAAUGGCGCCGCGACACGGGCCUGCCGUUCGUCUUCGCCGUGUGGGCUGCGCGUCCGAACGUGGACGGCGCGGCGCUCGCGGCGUUGUUCGAGGCGAUGCGGGACGACGGCCUCGUCGCCUUCUCCGCAAUCGCUCAGCAAGAAGGCCCGCCGCUCGGGCUUACGGUCGAGCACGCCGAGCGUUACCUUCGCCAGAACCUGCGGUUCACGCUCGGCCGGGCUGCUCCCCGACGCGUCGAACUCCAACACGACUGCAACACCACUGCCCGUCCGAUGAUCGCCGCUAUCAGCGUCCAAGAGAUUCUCGCCAAAGCCGCCGAAGGUCAGCGCCUGACGCGCGACGAGGGCGUGCGACUCCUCAAGGAAGGAAGCCUCGCCUCGUUGGGCCGCGCGGCCGACGAGGUGACGCGCCGGCUCCAUCCCGAGCCGCACCGCACCUACAACAUCGAUCGCAACAUCAACUACACGAACGUCUGCACUGCGGUGUGCGACUUCUGCGCGUUCUACCGCGGGCCCAAGUCGGACGAGGGCUACGUGCUCUCGAUCGACGAGAUCCUCAAGAAGGUGCAAGAGACGGUCGAGCUCGGCGGCGAGCAGACGCUGCUGCAAGGCGGCCUGCACCCCGAGUACAAGCUCGAGUGGUACGAGUCGAUGCUCGGCGAGAUCAAGCGGGCGUUCCCGCAGGUCAACCUGCACGCCUUCAGCCCGCCGGAGAUCCAUCACUUCACCAAGAUCAACAAGCUGCCGCUUCGCGAAGUGCUUGAGCGGUUGAUGGCGGCCGGCAUGGGGAGCCUCCCCGGCGGCGGCGCCGAGAUCCUGGUCGAUCGCGUCCGUAAAGAGAUCACCCGCGGCAAGGUGCUGUCGGACGACUGGCUGAACGUGAUGCGCGAGUGGCACCAGCUCGGCGGCCGCAGCAGCGCCACCAUGAUGUUCGGUCACGUCGAGACGCUCGAAGAACGGAUCGAACACCUCGAUCGGUUGCGCGACCUGCAAGACGAGUCGCUUGCGGCGGGCCACAAGGGAUUCACCGCGUUCAUCUGCUGGACCUUCCAGCGCGACAACACGCAGCUCGACCACCUGCCGCCGGCCGGCGCCCACGAGUACCUCAAGACCAACGCCGUCGCGCGGCUCUAUCUCGACAACUUCGCCAACCUCCAAUCGAGCUGGGUGACGCAGGGGCUCAAGGUCGGCCAGAUGGCGAUGCUCUACGGCGCCAACGACAUGGGCAGCCUGAUGAUCGAGGAGAACGUCGUCGCCGAGGCCGGGACCGUUCACUUCCUCACGCUCGACGACAUCCGCGGCGCCAUCGAGGAGCUGGGGUUCACCCCCCGGCAGCGGAACGUUCAUUACGAGUUGGUCGACCCUGAGCACGAAAUGCGGGCCGUCAAAGCCGCCCGCAAGGUACUGCCGAAGCUUCCGGUAGUGAGCUAG
Molecule: messenger RNA, 1965 nt
Organism: Symbiodinium sp. CCMP2456
Lineage: Eukaryota; Dinophyceae; Suessiales; Symbiodiniaceae
Source: the annotation of a GenBank genome assembly